CGGGUGAAAGGUGUCCUGUGUGGUUGUAUAUAGAAACGCUCCAUGGACCAGCAGUAGAUGAAGAAGAGGUCUGCGCCAAGAUCAUGAUGAGUGUAAACAGACUUGUCCUGUCGAAAUCAGUUGAAGUCGGAAAGCGGCUGCUCGCCUGUAGUGUGAGGCAUGCUGGGAAAGAAGCGCUGCGUCUUCAGCAGCGAAGGUCCAUUAAAACUCACUCAAGAAACCUCGCGUAUGCCAAGGAUCUCUUCCUCGGUCAGCUGAACAAGGCUGAGGUCUUCCCUUAUCCAGAAAUUGGAAAUGAAGAAGUGGAGGAGAUCAACCAGCUCGUUGCGCCGGUGGAAAAAUUCUUCAGUGAGGAAGUCGACUCGGCAAAGAUUGACCGAGAAGCCAAAAUCCCUCCAGAGACUUUGAACGGGUUGAAGGAGCUCGGCCUGUUUGGAAUCAUGGUUCCUGAGGAGUAUGGCGGUCUCGGAUUGUCCAACACCAUGUAUGCACGACUGGCAGAGAUCAUCUCGUUAGAUGGCUCUAUUGCUGUGACACUGGCUGCACAUCAAGCCAUUGGACUGAAGGGGAUUCUGAUUGCAGGGAAUGAAGCCCAGAAGCAGAAGUAUCUGCCCAAACUGGCCUCAGGGGAACACAUCGCAGCCUUCUGUCUGACAGAGCCUGGGAGUGGAAGUGAUGCAGCCUCCAUUCAGACCCGCGCAACCCUGUCAGAAGAUGGAAAACAUUACCUGAUCAACGGCUCGAAGAUUUGGAUUUCAAACGGAGGCAUGGCAGACGUUAUGACAGUGUUUGCCAGGACCGAGGUGGUUGUAGAUGGCGUGAAGAAAGAUAAGGUUUCUGCCUUUAUCGUGGAGAGGGCUUUCGGGGGCAUCACCAGCGGCAAGCCUGAGGACAAACUGGGCAUCCGGGGCUCCAACACUUGUGAAGUGUCCUUUGACAACGUCCCGGUGCCAAUAGAGAAUGUAAUAGGAGAAGUAGGUGGUGGAUUCAAGAUUGCCAUGAACAUCCUAAACUCAGGGAGGUUCAGCAUGGGCAGUUCCUCAGCUGGAAUGAUAAAAAAGCUGAUCGAAUUGACCUCGGAGUACGCUGCAACCAGGAAGCAGUUUAACAAAAGCCUGAGUGAAUUCGGCAUGAUUCAGGAGAAGUUUGCAGUGAUGGCUCUUAAUGCCUUUGUGAUGGAGAGCAUGGCGUACUUGACGGCGGGGAUGAUGGACAGACCGGGCCUUCCAGACUGUAGUCUAGAGGCCGCCAUGGUCAAGGUGUUCAGCUCAGAGGGAGGCUGGAUUUGUGUCAGUGAGGCUCUUCAGGUCCUCGGAGGUCUGGGUUAUACAAAGAACUACCCCUACGAGCGCUACGUCAGGGACUGUCGCAUCCUGCCUAUCUUUGAGGGGACCAAUGAAAUCCUGAGGAUGUACAUCGCUCUCACUGGAAUGCAGUACGCUGGCAAAGUCCUCACAGCGAAAAUAAAGGAGAUGAAGAAAGGAAAUGUAGGUCUGGCUUUGAGCAUGGUCGGCAAGAAGCUGAGGAGCUCGUUGGGAGGCUCAGUGGACCUCGGCCUGACGGGAAAAGAUGGAGUGGUGCAUCCCAGCGUGGCGGAAAGUGCAAAGAAGCUGGAACACAAUGUCUAUCAUUUGGGAAUGACUGUGGAGAGCCUGCUGUACAGAUAUGGAAAGACCAUAGUGGAUGAACAGCUCGUCCUGAAGAGAGUAGCAGAUGUGCUGAUCAACGUCUACGCCAUGACGGCUGUCCUGUCCAGAGCCAGCCGCUCCAUCAGCAUCGGCCUCAGGAAUCACGACCACGAGGUGCUGCUCACGAACACAUUCUGCAGCGACGCCUUCUUCAAGAACAACUACUUAAUGGCUCAGUUGCAAAAACACUCUCCUGAGAACAACGAUGCCAGCAUCAAGAAGAUCGCCAGGGAGGUCUUGGAGAACAGAGCAUACGUCUGCUCUCACCCUCUUGAAAGAACGUUCUGAGCCAUUGUCGCCUCUGUUCUGAUUGGACAAUAUGGACGAGCCCAGGUCGCAGUCCCAAUGAUUUGUCUUUACCCUUUCAUUGACUUGACUGACUUAGCUUGACAUUAUUUGUACACUUGUUUAAUAAAUUAAGAGAUUUCUGAUUUUUCGUUACUGUAUUUUAUUAACCAUCAAACACCUGCAAUCUUUGGAUAAUGACUGUUCUCUUCUGAUGACUUGAUAUGAAGUGCUCUUUGAGGUUAUUGCUGCAGAUACUAGUUUGAAUGCUUAUGAGCCUAUUUGGUAUAAGGUACAGUUUGUGUGGGUUCUGGUUUCUACAGUAUUCCUGAAAGGCUGCACAGCUGAUGUGUUCGUCUUCUGAAAAGUGAAGAUACUCUUCUCCUCGUCUGUCAGAGGCAGGGCGGUCCGCUUGUACAGGAAUGAAUGCUGCUGACUGAAUCCACUGUGAAGAGCAACAACAUAUGAACACAACAACUUUAAUUAUUUUCCCUAGUAUCUGUUGCUGCUUUCUUUUUUGAAUAAAAAUUCUAA
Molecule: messenger RNA, 2507 nt
Organism: Chelmon rostratus (copperband butterflyfish)
Lineage: Eukaryota; Metazoa; Chordata; Actinopteri; Chaetodontiformes; Chaetodontidae
Gene: acad9
Product: acyl-CoA dehydrogenase family, member 9
Exons: 18
Coding region: 84-1976 (630 amino acids)
Molecular function (GO): acyl-CoA dehydrogenase activity; flavin adenine dinucleotide binding
Source: RefSeq, a predicted model, not a curated record